UCUACUUGUGUGACUCCUUGAUCAGGAGGUAGCUUGUUUUCAUUUCUAUAAUUUUUUUUCCUUCUUUUUGUAAAAUUAAUGGCUGAUUGCAUAAUUUCCAACUUUUUUCGAUUCUAAGAAUAUUUAAAUAAAGAACGCGCACUUUUGGAACUUAAAUACACAUCGUAUUCUGGUAAUGGAUGCAAAACAUAUAAAGCUUCUUAGAAAGCAGAGACUCCAUCUAGCCAAGCAACUAAUCGUUGGAGAUACAAUAGUUCAGUAUUUGUAUCAAGAAAACAUUCUAACAGAAAGUCACGUGGAAGAAAUACGUUCUCAGAAUACAAAUAAGAAAAGGGCUAUUAAACUUUUAGACAUCUUACCAACUAGGGGACCCAAAGCCUUUGAUACUUUUAUUGACUCCAUUCAGGAUGAAUAUCCCUGGAUAAAAACCAAGUUGUUGGAUGAGUUGACACGGCUUGGAGACGGCCAGACUGGUUCUGCAGAAACACUGAAGCUGCCAGAGCAAGUACAAAACACCAUUCCAACAGAGAAGCAAUUAAAUAAACUUGCCAGCAGACUGGGACCAGAUUGGGAGAAUGUAUUAAUCAGUCUUGGCUUAACUACAGUGGACAUCUACCGGUGCAUAGUCAACCAUUCCUAUAAUGCACAGUCCCAGACUUUGGCUGCAUUUGUGUUGUGGAAGCAGAAGUUUGGAAAGGAAGCUACAGUGCAGCGCCUGUAUGAUGCUUUCUUAGAGAAUGAAAUACACCCUUCUCUGGGAAAUGAUAUCUUUCAAUUAGAAGUAGAAAGUAUUUAGUGUCUCAAAACAAAACGCAACUACCAAUCCUAGUGAUAUUUAAGUACACUGCUCACAAAAAUAAAGGAACACUUUUUUAUGGGGCCUGGCAUGAAAUCAAUUAAACCUGUCUGAUAAU
Molecule: messenger RNA, 914 nt
Organism: Polypterus senegalus (gray bichir)
Lineage: Eukaryota; Metazoa; Chordata; Cladistia; Polypteriformes; Polypteridae
Gene: cradd
Product: CASP2 and RIPK1 domain containing adaptor with death domain
Exons: 2
Coding region: 176-796 (206 amino acids)
Biological process (GO): regulation of apoptotic process; signal transduction
Molecular function (GO): death domain binding; protease binding
Source: RefSeq, a predicted model, not a curated record